This is a messenger RNA of Melospiza melodia melodia, 1806 nucleotides long. It is a transcript of the gene SERBP1, whose product is annotated as SERPINE1 mRNA binding protein 1. The transcript is spliced from 10 exons. Lineage: Eukaryota; Metazoa; Chordata; Aves; Passeriformes; Passerellidae. Gene Ontology annotation, molecular function: mRNA 3'-UTR binding. Bases 106 to 1434 code for a protein of 442 amino acids. Gene Ontology annotation, cellular component: nucleus; cytoplasm. The record is from RefSeq and is a predicted model, not a curated record.
GGAAGAGAAGCGCGUCUCCUCAGGGCCCGCCAUCUUGUGCGGCAGCGAGCAGGGCGCGGGGGGCCCGGUAGCAUCCGCGCAGGAUCCCACCGACGGGGGCCCAUCAUGCCCGGACACCUGCAGGAGGGCUUCGGGUGCGUCGUCACCAACCGCUUCGAUCAGCUCUUCGAUGACGAGUCCGACCCCUUCGAGGUGUUGCGCGCGGCGGAGAGCCGGAGGAAGGAGAGCGGCGGCGGCGGCGGCGGGAGCCAAGCGGGCGGCGGGGCCCGCGGCCCGGCGGGCGCCCAGAGCGGCUCCUCUGGCGGGGCUGGCGGAGCAGGCCAGGCGGGCGGCGGCGCGGGCAGCGCGGCCAAGCAGCUGCGCAGGGAGUCGCAGAAGGAGCGCAAGAACCCGCUGCCGCCCUUCGCCGGCGGGGACCGCCGGGAGGAUGGCGGGGGCCAGCCCGGAGCGCCGCUGCGGAAGGAGGGGAUAAGGAGGAUUGGCAGGAGGCCUGACCAGCAGCAGCAGCAGCAGCAGCAGGGCGAGGGCAAACCCAUCGACAGGAGACCCGAGCGACGGCCUCCCCGCGAGCGCCGCUUCGAGAAACCCGCCGAGGAGAAGGGCGACGGAGGAGAGUUCUCCGUGGAUAAACCCAUCCUGGACCGGCCCAUGCGUGGACGUGGCGGCCUGGGCCGGGGCCGUGGCCGCGGGCGCGGGAUGGGCCGAGGCGACGGCUUUGACUCUCGUGGCAAACGGGAAUUUGACAGACACAGUGGCAGCGAUAGAUCUUCUGUUUCACAUUCACAUUUCAGCGGCCUAAAGCACGAGGACAAGCGCGGUGGCAGCGGAUCGCACAACUGGGGAACCGUCAAAGACGAGCUAACUGAAUUGGAUCAGUCAGCUGUGACUGAGGAAACGCCGGAGGGAGAGGAGCAUCCGCCUGCUGAUUCUGAAAACAAGGAGAACGAGGUUGAAGAAGUGAAGGAGGAAGGCCCCAAGGAGAUGACCCUGGAUGAGUGGAAAGCCAUUCAGAGCAAGGAUCGUGCAAAAGUCGAGUUCAACAUCCGCAAACCAAACGAGGGAGCUGAUGGGCAAUGGAAAAAAGGAUUUGUGCUCCACAAGUCAAAGAGCGAGGAGACAAAGGCGAUGACAGAAAUGCAGGGGAGUCUGCUGGAUUCACAUGAGGCUCAUGCUGAGGACUCGGUCAUGGAUCACCACUUCCGCAAGCCGGCCAACGACAUCACAUCCCAGCUGGAGAUCAACUUUGGAGACCUGGGCCGCCCCGGGCGCGGCGGCAGAGGGGGCAGGGGCGGCCGGGGCCGCGGGGGCAGGGCCAGCCGUGGGGGCAGGACCGACAAGUUGGUCAAGGAGUUUGAUGUGAUCCACACGCCCAACCAGUCAAGUGCUUCUGCUCCUGACGUAGAUGACCCAGAGGCUUUCCCAGCUCUGUCCUAAACUGGAUGUCAUAAAGCCAACCCUGCCCUCGUCGGGCCUUCCUCUCCGAGGCUUGCAUGCUUAAGGAUCCUAAAACAACUAAGAAAUUGAAAAAAACAAAACAAAAAAAAAAAAAAAAAAGAGACUGUCAUUCAUACCAUUCACACCUAAAGACUGAAUUUUAUCUGUUUUGAAAAUGAACUUCUCUCGCUACACAGAAGCAACAAAAUAUGGUAGUCAAGUUUUGUAUUUAGAAAUGUAAUGGUAGCAGGGAUGUUUUCAUAAUUUUUUCAGAGAUUAUGCAUUCUUCAUGGAUACUUUUUUGUAUUGCUGCUUGAAAAUAUGCGUUUCCAAACUUGAAAUAUAGGUGUGAACAGUGUGUACCAGUUAAAA